Molecule: messenger RNA, 4414 nt
Organism: Temnothorax curvispinosus
Lineage: Eukaryota; Metazoa; Arthropoda; Insecta; Hymenoptera; Formicidae
Gene: Best2
Exons: 10
Coding region: 330-2870 (846 amino acids)
Molecular function (GO): chloride channel activity
Source: RefSeq, a predicted model, not a curated record
GUAGACAGUCGAUCCGCCUGGUCAGCUGGUUUUAACCCAUUCGCACAUUAUAUAGAUCUUCCUGAUGGUAAAUCGAUCGCGAGCGACUAGGUAGAUGCCCGGUGCCGAUCUUCCGGUGUCUACGAACCACCCCGCAAAUUAAAUUAAUUUAAGCAUCGGACAGAUUAUUGGCGGCCCGCGCGCCGCAUGUGCGCGAGUGUGCAGCAUCUUCACCGAAAACAUUCAUCGAUACGAUAUCAGAUAAUUUACAGCAGAAGAGACGGCGUUGAAGAAGAAAGAAGAGGGUAGCAGCUCGGGAAGGAGAUUGCGCGCGCGCAAUCAGACAGGAAAUGACUAUAUCGUACGCGAGCGAAGUGCCGAACGGCUCCAGCUUUGGCUGCUUCUGGAGGAUUCUGAUCAAAUGGCGUGGCUCCGUUUACAAGCUAAUCUGGCGAGAACUACUGGCAUACCUAUUCUUCUACUACCUCAUCAAUUUUACAUAUCGAUACGUGCUGAAUGAGCACCAACGACAGAUUUUCGAAAAAAUACGUUAUUACUUCGGCAACUCCAGCGAAUCCAUACCCAUGUCGUUCGUCCUGGGAUUCUACGUAAGCCUUGUUGUGAAAAGAUGGUGGGAGCAGUACAAGCUCUUGCCCUGGCCGGAUAAUCUGGCCCUCUUCAUCAGCGCUGCCAUUCCUGGAAACGACGAACGGGGGCGAUUGAUGAGACGCAACAUCGUGAGGUAUGCCGUGCUCGCGUACGUCAUUACGCUGCAAAGGAUUUCGCUCCGCGUUAAGAGGCGUUUCCCGACUCUUCAGCAUAUGGUGGAUGUAGGUCUGAUGAUGGAAUCGGAGAAGAAAAUCUUUGAGAUGAUGAACAAGAAGGCGGCCAUGUCUAAGUAUUGGAUGCCGUUGGUUUGGGCGACCAAUAUCAUUAACAGGGCGAGAAAAGAAGCCCUGAUUACAAGCGAUCAAGUGGUGCAAGUCCUUCUUGUCGAGCUCAGCGACAUCCGGAAGAGGCUUGGUGCAUUGAUUGGUUACGAUACUGUCUGUGUUCCUCUAGUCUACACUCAGGUGGUAACACUAUCGCUAUACGCCUACUUUUUCUCGGCCUUACUCGGCAGACAAUUCGUCGAACGUUCCAAUGGCACCGGAAAGUAUGAGGAUCCGGACAUGUAUUUCCCGUUUUUCACAGCGCUGCAGUUUUGUUUUUACAUCGGAUGGCUAAAAGUCGCCGAGGUGCUGAUUAAUCCGUUCGGCGAGGAUGACGACGACAUCGAGCUGAAUUGGUUGAUAGACAGACAUAUCAAGGCAGGUUACAUGAUCGUCGAUGAGAUGCACGAGGAACAUCCGGAACUCUUGAAAGAUCAAUACUGGGACGAAGUUGUACCCAAGGACUUGCCGUACACAGUCGCCAGCGAGCAAUAUCGAAAAGAGGAGCCGAAAGGCUCUGCGGAGCAUUACAAAGUAAAAGAUAGCGACGCUCUUUACGCAAACGUGAUGCUGGGCACACAGAUUCACAGUCACGGUCAAAAUCGUAAAACUCAUCAAGAUGAUGUGUAUGCCGAUUACGAGAGCGUGGACACUCCGUUGGUGGAACGGAAGAAGAAUGGUUGGUUCCAACGACAGAUCACCCGAGUGGGUUCGGUUCGUAGUUCCUCGACUACGUAUAGCAGCGGUGGUGGUUUCUUCUCACGAAACCGUCACAAUAGUGUAUACAGCAGCCCUGAGACUGGCGGUCUUCCGCAAACAAACAAUCCCAAUCUCAAAAUGUCGCUCUACGAUCGUCUCGUCGGGCGAAAGAGCGUCCGGAGCCAGCGCAUGGGUCGCCAAGGUACCAUGACGAAGCUGAACUCGGUGCCGGUAUCCCUGAAGAACAGGCCGCGCAUACCAACUCCGGAUGUGACGAAGGAGGUGAUCGACCGUGAACAGAGGUUGGCUUUGUCCGCCACCAACGCGGCGAACAUCGGCGCGGGUGUGGUGGGCGUGAUACCAGCGAACGGUCACUAUCCAACUGAUCUGUCGGUGGUGGUGCUGUCGCCGAUACAGGAAACCGAAAGCACGCCCGCUUCAGGGAAAUCCGGAGCGGCGGCCUUGGCGCAGGCCGUGCUCUCGCCGACGUUGACCAGCGCCGGUCUGAUGACACCGGUGACCUUAACACCGGUCACCAUGGGCCAUCUGACGCAAUUGGGUCUGAUGACGACGGCGACAACCACGACGCCGCAUAUUAACAAUCAGGGCAACAGCGUCGUCCAGGCGACGUUAACGGAGGUCACAAGCGAGGAGGAAGGUAGCGGGAGCGGUAGCAGCAGAAGCGGAAGUAUUACCGGCCAAGAGGAUCGUUCGACGCCGUUGAUCGACAACAACAACAGUCCGAUGGGUAGCAACGGCAGCUCGCCCAUUUUUGACGGCUACAACGAUCGCUCGCCGAUCUUGAUGAGACCCGAGAAACUAGGCUACGUGGUCACCGCCGCUGUGCCCGGAACUCAAGCUAACAGGGCGGUAGUGACAGACGCGCGAGGUAGACGAUCGGCCUCGCUGCCCGGUCCGCCACUACCACUGACCCAGGCAGGUCGAGACGACAGAAGCAUGUCGUUGCCGCAAUCUCCAGGAUUGCAGCCGAGGGAAAUUCGCAUGAUCUCCGUGCCGAACAGGCAGGACGGUUUUAGCGUGUCCAGUAAUCAAGGUAUUCGAUCGAGGACCAGCAGCUUCGGUCAUGAUCUCUCCAGGUCCAAUCAGAGUGUCCAGGAUCCGUCGAGAAAAAUCAGUAGCGUCUCGUGCACAAACGCGUCGCUUUCGAGCAGCUUAGGCUCGACGUCCCCAACAUCGUCUACGAGCGUGUCCACCACGACGACUGUCGCCGGUAGCAAGAGGGGCGAAGUUUACGUUUGAUGGAGGAAAUCAAUAACGCGGACUUUACUUGUUCUAAUUAGUGAAUACAACGUCCUGUUGACGUUUCCUGAGAUUCAUCUUCAUCCCUUCCCUUAUUGUAAUGUGGCAGAUUUAUUCAUUCCUCGUCUAGAUUUUUUAUCGACGAGAUUACUAAUGUCUGAAUUUCCUUAACGAUAUAUCUCGUUUCCUUUCAUAGACCUUCCAAAUUGUCAAGUAUAGCGCGAGGUAUAAAGAAAAUUAUAUUUUAUCUUAGAAUUUUUUAUUUAGAACUUUUCUUUACGGCGAUUCUCCUGAUGAAAUAUGAGUUCCCAAAACGCGGGUUGCCAUUUAUUUCAUAUUUAUUUAUCUUUUAUUCACAAUCUUCAAUUCUCCAAUCUCUUAUAAAACUGAAAUAUACAUGGGAUGGGGAUCGAACUCGGAGAAUCCGUCGGCUACGAGUCGACCACUCUCAAACAUCAAACAUCACCCUGAAUUUUCCUUUAGGAUUCUUUAAUUAUAUUAUUAUAACAUCUUAUUUGUUUCUAGAAAAAACGCGAUUACUCUUGAUAAAUACAAGAGAUAGCGCACGCUCUUCUAUUUUCUAUAGUUUUAUUAUUUAUGUUAAUUUUGUUCUUUUUACGUGUCUUUUAAAAUAUUUUGUACUUCAGAUAAAAAGAUGUAACAAAGUAUACCAAACGAUUUAUUAUAAAUUGAUCGCACUUACUAUGUUACAUUUUUAGCGAUCAACGAAGGGGAAUAAUUAUAGUAUGUUUCACUACUAUAUUGUAAAUAGUAAUUUAUACAUUAAAGAUUCUAUAUGACGAUCAAUCUUUUAGGAGAAUAUAUUUAAAAUAUAUAUUUUAUAUAUGUAAAUUUUCUGCCUUUCUCUCUCUCUCUCUCUCUCUCUCUCUCUCUCUCUCUGUCUCUCUCUCUCGACCUAAGUAAAAAAAAAACGAUUGAUUCUCGUGAAAUGCAUCGAAGAAAUCAAAUAACUUAUUGCCAAUCGAUUAUCGAUCAUUUUCACUCGCAAUGAAAGAAAGUUAUAAGUAUAAUUUGAAGUGGGGAAUAUUGGAAAGAUUUUUUUGUCGUGCAAUAAUGUAAUACUGUAAGAAAGCCUUAAUCAAUUAAUAUUAAAAUGCACACUGUUGCUACACUAGUUAAUUUGUAAUUUUUAUUCAUAUAAUAUAAUUUCAUCACGAAUUCGUUCGUUCGCAUACGUCAUGAUAUUGUGAUACCAUUUUUUUAUAGAUAUCUAAUAUGAUAGGAUAUCUGUAACGUUACGACAAUCGUGGAUUAGUAAUGCGAGAGAAAUCAAAUCUAUUAGUAAUGUAAUAUUCAUACGCUUUGUACAUAGCUAAAAUUUUUUGUCUUUCCUUUUAUCAUUUUAUUUCCAACACGUUCCAUAAUUACCAUAGAUUCUAUUGGUGCAAAAUGUUCGUUCUUCACGUCGAAUAUCUGAUGGCAGUAUGCAUUCGUGUAUAUACACCAUAUAUCGGCAUUUUAUUUGUCAUUUUUGCACAUCUAUCAUCUAACUGAUGUUAUUAAAAUAUUUAUCAAAUAUUUUU